AUGGUUGGGAAGCGGGCGCGUGGAAACAAGACUGUCUUACAUUCUGGUCAUGAAGACCGACACGAGAGGGGUGUUGGAUUUGUUUUGCACAAACGAGCAGCAGAAGCCCUUGUGGGUUGGAAUCAGAAUAUCAAAAACACUCGCGAAUCUAUUCGGUUGAUGGUGAACGAGUCUUUGCGGUAUAGUUUCAUCUUGUAUGAAGAUACAGCUAGUGCCAACUCUCCCAUGUCUGCUGAAGAAGCGAUCGAUGAGCUCGCAAACAUCCGAUCAACAAAGAAUACUCGGAAAGCCAGCCAAACAUCGGCAUUCGACAAGUUCAUGCAGCUGACCCAAGGAAGAGGCGAUGAUCUUCUCGUAUUCUACCUGCCGUGCGAAGUCAGACUGGACGAUCCAAGCGACAUGAGUGAUAUAAAUGAGCUUGUUAAAGAAAGCUAG
Ostertagia ostertagi is the source of this 435-nucleotide messenger RNA. NCBI's taxonomy places the organism in Eukaryota, Metazoa, Nematoda, Chromadorea, Rhabditida, Trichostrongylidae. The record is from the annotation of a GenBank genome assembly.